AUGUCUCAACUACCUUACCAACAGAUUCAUCCUGUUGACGCUUUGGUAUCACUUUGGAACCAUAGAGAUCGCUUUGCUUUUCUAUUGUCUGAUAAGCGGCCACAUAUAGCGCCUGUUCCACCUGAUUUCACUUUUACUACUACUCUUUGGUGUACUAUCAAGCAGCCUAGAGUGUUGGUUACGAUAGGUUUGUCUGUCAUUGCCCUUUACAUUUUUUAUCCUGCUAUAUCGGCUUCCCGCAAAGAUAAGAUGUUUUCAACAAAAAGGCCCGAUAAAUACACAACGGGUCUAAUCAACCCUUCCAUAGACUGUUUCGCAAACUCCAACGUACAGGCUCUAUCUUCAUUACCCGCAUUGAACCUAUAUCUUGAUACUCUCAUGAUGAUUCAUAGUCAAUUGUGUCAAUUGAACUCUGAAACAUUGAUGGCAGAUCAAGUUCCCGCUAUUCCACUCCAUCAGGCUCUGAUUCAGAUCCUAAGUAAGAUGCAGGACACUAUCUAUACGACGAGGGUAGUCUCCGUAUGGGAUUUUUUACAUGUCUUGGAAGAUAUCUAUGAUGCCCGAAUAUCCCGAAGUCAGCAUGAUGCUCACGAGUUAUUGCAAUUGAUUCUUGAGACCUUACUUAAGGAAUUUGUGGCUUUGAGGAAAACAUAUCGUAGUUCCAUUCCCUUUCAGGAAUCUUUAGCUCGAGAAGGCAUCAAAGAGUUCCCUGACUUUCCUUUUGGAAGCGAAGUUGCUUCAAAUUUGAGGUGCAUGCGUUGCGGUAAGACUUCUUCGACCAACUACAAUCCAAUGAUGAUUUUAUCUCUCGCAUUACCAGAGGAGGCGUCAGUGAGCCUUGAAAAUUUACUGAAACGCAACGAGAGCGAGGUCAUCGAGGACUAUUCAUGUCUAGUCUGUGAGGUUAAACACAUACUGGCCUCCAAAGAUCAGAUAGUCCAUGAAGCAAAAGAUUUAAAAUUGGUGGAGCGAUUACGCCUAUUAUUAGAAAGAAAUCUGAUUCUAAUCAACGAUGAUUUGGAGCCGGAAUUGCAACAAUUUGUCGACAAUUAUCCUGGCAUCAAGUCUUUUAAAGUAAAAUCUAUUGUGCAUCGGGAAGUUAGUAUCAUCAAGCCUCCAAAAAUUCUCACCAUACAUCUUUCUAGAUCAAUCUUUCAAGAUACUCAGGCCUGGAGAAAUUCCUGUGACGUGGUUUUCGAUGAGGAGCUCCAAGUAAAAGUUGAUAACAAGCAAUUCGAUGAGUUCAAGAGGAAACAAGAAGUUGAAAGCGUCGACUCUACUGGAAGCGCGAUUGAGGAGAUGAGUAUAAAUCCCUCUUAUAAUCCAACUUUGACAAGUUUGUCAAAAGCAAGUACUGAGCAUUUUGAAGAGGCCACCGAGGACCUCAGCGAUUCAGAUUUUGAAUCUGAUGAUGAUGAAGAUGAUGAUGAAAUGGAGUCUGGUAUUGAAGAAUAUGAUGAAGAUGACGCUGAAAAUUUAGAUCUGGAUAAAAUUACACCCCAAGCCGAUGGCAGCGUUAAAAGAAGGCACGAAGUUAAUAGGCACCACAAAAACCAUCGUCCUCAUGGCAGCACUCCUACUUCUGCAUCUGCUUCUACGGAGAGCUCUGCAUUUCUUUCUAUAACUAGCUCUUUUACCUGUUUUACCUACGAGAUAAGAUCGAUGAUCAGACAUCUUGGAUCGCAUUCUAUGGGUCACUAUGAAUGUUACAGAAGAAAGCCUGUUUAUUAUAAGAGCAGGAUCACUGGUGAAUAUUAUAGCAAGUUCCCAGGACUCAAAAACUCAAACAGAGAGAAAAAGACAGACGUUAUGGCUGCCCUAAACAAUCUUGAGCUCAGCAGCAGUAGUUUUACAGAGACCGGUACAGGUACAGGUACUACGGAUGAAUUUACUGGUAUGUCGGACCUAAGUACUACGGAUAUGGGAAAUCAAUCUGAUGUUCCUAAGGCCGUUCCUGCUUCCAGUUCCGUCAAUGAGCAGAAUCCAACUAUUUCUGCCAGAAAACCCAGUAGAACGUUGUCGAUAUCCAAAUUUAGAUCCCGAGUGUCUUCAUUUGUUGGUGUCGGACCCUCUAGACAGCGCUCUCUGUCAACUACUAGUAAUGGUGGCCCUGUUGGAUCUCUUGCUGGUACAAGUCCUUCCACUUCGCAGAUAGGCCCUGUUCCAUUUAGGGAUCCUUUUACAAAACCCAAGAGACCCAAGAAAGAUAAAAAGCUUGCAAGUUCUAUAAAGCAUCCGUUUUGGAGAAUUAGUGAUGAUAAAGUCAAAGAAAGUACCAUCUCUGAUGUUCUUGGUGAUCAUGCUGCGGUUUACAUGCUAUUCUACGAGCGCAAGGAUCCUCUUCGAAUUUUUCAAUGA
Brettanomyces nanus is the source of this 2358-nucleotide messenger RNA. RefSeq lists its product as uncharacterized. Gene Ontology annotation, biological process: protein deubiquitination. The record is from RefSeq and is a predicted model, not a curated record. The transcript has a single exon. NCBI's taxonomy places the organism in Eukaryota, Fungi, Ascomycota, Pichiomycetes, Pichiales, Pichiaceae. Gene Ontology annotation, molecular function: cysteine-type endopeptidase activity; cysteine-type deubiquitinase activity. The coding region runs from base 1 to 2358 and encodes 785 amino acids. Gene Ontology annotation, cellular component: nucleus; cytosol.